Polistes dominula (European paper wasp) is the source of this 1088-nucleotide messenger RNA. RefSeq lists its product as uncharacterized. NCBI's taxonomy places the organism in Eukaryota, Metazoa, Arthropoda, Insecta, Hymenoptera, Vespidae. The record is from RefSeq and is a predicted model, not a curated record.
ACGUUUUGUGUAACUUACAAUUUAUAAGUAUAAUCACAUAUAUUUGGUUAUAUUUUAUAUUUGGUGCUAGCGUAAUCGGCCACGUGUUGCUAAGUCUACAUAAGUUAAAUUGAGAUUAUCGUAAACGUAAUAUAGUGAAAUAAAAAUAUUUUUGUGGUUUUGCAAUUUUUAGUGCUUUAUUGUGUUAUUAGUGCUUUAUUAAAACUAUUCUAUUAAAUUAAAUACAUAUGCCACCAAAAAAAUCUAACCUCUCUAAUGCGCGAAGCAAAGAGGCACGACGCAAACGUAUUCAAAGAGCUCAACUGUCAGCAGAACAAAUUACAGCAAGGAAUGCGGCUCAAAGAGCCAGAACAGCAGAGCAUCGUGCUAACGAAUCCCAAGAACAGCGUGAAGAACGUCUGCGACAAACUAGAGAAAGAUCAAGAGCGGUACGUGAACAAAACUUAGCUAGAGCACGAGCUCGAGAACGAGCUCGAGAGCGAGCUCGAGCUCGAGAACGACAGAUUAAGCGGACCAAACUCUCAUUAAAACGUGCAUCAUUUGCUCGUCUUGCUUCGAAUUAUGCAUCAGAUAUUGAUUACUCUGCGCAUUCAAAAAUUACUAUCGGUGCAAUGGAUAAGCCACAGCAACGCGUGGCCGGGUCUGCUAGUAGUAAUGAAAUGUUCCAAAAUGAAAACAAUUCUGAAGCUGAUGAAGAAAAACCGACAGACGCAACAGAAUUUAAAGUUCCAAAAUUACAACAGUUUCAUUCAGUAUUUAUUGUUUCUGAUAUGCGUGACGAUUUUUCAGAAUCUCCAUCUAUUUCUAUGCCUAAAGAGUCAUUAUUACAAACGAGACUUGCAACGCUUCAUGCUGAAUUAGAAGAACUGCGCCAACGAAGGCAACAGCAAGAAAUUGAAAUUGCAAAUAUAGAGAAUAAGAAACAAAGAUUUCAAGAAAUAUUGGAUAAUUUGCUAACUCAAGAGAUGCAGAAAGCUCAAGAGAUUCAAGACUUGGAAAUGGAAUAUAAAUAAAGAAUUAUUAUUCGUUUCUAGUGUUAAGGAUUCCUAAAUAGUAUUAAAGCACAAAAUAAAUGUAUAUAAUAUUUA